Messenger RNA from Prinia subflava (tawny-flanked prinia), 1666 nucleotides. RefSeq names its product C-signal-like. NCBI's taxonomy places the organism in Eukaryota, Metazoa, Chordata, Aves, Passeriformes, Cisticolidae. Bases 190 to 1044 code for a protein of 284 amino acids. The transcript is spliced from 5 exons. Gene Ontology annotation, molecular function: oxidoreductase activity. Gene Ontology annotation, cellular component: cytoplasm. The record is from RefSeq and is a predicted model, not a curated record.
GGCAGUGGGUGACCCUGGGACGCAGAGGAAGGUCCUGCUGCCCCAUCCCCUCCAGGAGAGGCGGUGCAGGCGGUGUCCCCUGCCUCCACCCAUCCCAGCAGCACCCGCAGCGUUGCCACCUCCCGGAUUAUCGAGGCCGAUUUCCAAACCUCGCUGGGGCAGCACAACCGGCUGUGGAGAGCAGCGGGGAUGGAGGGGCUCAGCGUGGGCAGUGUCCUGCUGACCGGCUGCGAUGGGGGGCUGGGCCUGGGGCUGCUGAAGGGGUUGCUGGAGCAGCCCAGCCCGCCUCGGCACAUCUUCGCUGCUUGCCUGGACCCCCAGGGCAAGGCUGUCAAUGAGGUGGCUUUGGGCUUUCCCAACGUCAUGAUCCUGCCUUUAGAUGUGACAGAUCCCAACAGCAUCAAGGCAGCAGUCAGGAGGGUGAGGGAGGAGGUGGGAAAUUCUGGCAUCAAUCUCCUGGUUAACAAUACCAGCACCACGCGCCACAGCACCUUGGCCACCGAGACUGCAGAGAACAUGAGCCUCGUCUACACCACCAACACCAUCGGGCCCCUGCAGACCAGCCAGGCCUUCCUGCCCCUGCUGAAGGAGGCGGCUGAGGCCAAAGGGCAGCGUGAGAUGAGCUGCAGCAGAGCUGCCAUCAUCAACAUCUCCAGCAUCCUGGGCUCCAUCGAGGUUGCAGAGGCCUGGGAGGAGAGGCAGGACAUCUGCUACCGCUGCAGCAAGGCUGCUCUGAACAUGCUCACCAAGUGCCUGGCCCUGGAGUACGGGAGCAGCGGGAUCCUCUGUGUGUCUGUGGAUCCCGGACAUGUGACACCUCCCUUGGAGCAGGGGAUGGUGAGUGAUGGGAAGUGCAUGGCCAUCCUAGCUCAGCAAGGUCCCACGGGUAUCCAUUCUUGGGGCCAUCCUUUCCCAGGAGCAUCCCUUCCCAAGGCCACCCCUUCCUAUGAACAUCCCUUCUCAGGGUCAUCCUUUCACAAAGAAAUCCCUUCUCAGAAACAUUCCCUCCCACAGACACCCCUUCCCAUGGGAACCACUUCAUAGGGCAUUUCUUCCCAUGGACAUCCCUUUCCCAUGAAUAUCCCUUCCUGAGGCAUCCUUGACCAUGGACAUCCCUUCCCCGUGCACCUAUAUUUGUGCAGUCCCUUGGUCCCACAGUGGCUGUGCCACCACUGCAAGGGGACAAUUCCAGACUCUCCCCUCAAACCAUCCAAUUUCUUCCCUGUUUUUUAUUUCCUUUCCCAUCCUGAUGAUGUGUCAGCAGAGGGCACCCCAGUCCUGCACUUGGCUGUCCCUUACCCUGUUCUGGCUGACAAAUAAGUCACUUUUUAAUUAGGAAUGAAAAAAUUAACCUCCGUCCUUUCAGCACUCAAAUGAGGGACAAUCAAUUUGUGCAAAGCCUCAUCUCUUGGCUGCUGGAGUAUCUCUGGCUGCUCCCAAACCAACCCAGAUGGAGCUGGCAUUCCACCAUACCACGGGUGGGAUUGGGAGUGUUGGGAUGGAGAAUCUUGGCUCACUUUUUCCCUUGCCCGUGGGUGCGACAGGGCCCGGUGACAUUGGAGGAGAGCGUGCGGGGCGUCCUGCAGCUGCUGGCCCAGCUCUCAGCCACAAGCAAUGGCACCUUCUGGGACUGGAGAGGCCAGAGGCUGCCCUGGUGAGAGCAGCA